CAAAUGGGACUAGGCGAAUGGGAUGUAUAACCGCGCCGGAGUGUGUGUGUGUGUGUGGACCGGGGAGACCAAGUCAGUGUAGCGCAGACGUCGGAAAUGUCAGGCUGCGAUGAGCAUGCCCAGUAACUCAGAGGAUGGAGUGCUGUGACUCUGUCUCAGCUGAUGUUUCCUACACAAACCAGCCUUCAGGUAUCUGCAGCUCAACAUCAUCCAGGGUGCUCCUCCUUCCAAGAGAGAAAACCUCUUACCUGAGCUCAGCAAGUCCAUCCAAUCAGGGUAACCCAGGGUGGAGUAAAGGAGUGGAGGGGGAAGGAGCGGAAAGGAGGACUUUUGACGAUGGAUAUGAAAAGGAAAAGCAGAUUGACGAUUGUGAUGGAGGUGAAUUUGUAAAUCAAAAGAAAGAGUGUGACAAGGGUGGUAAUAAAGCUGACGAGGUAGAAUGCCAAAUUGUCUACCAGGCUGAUGGUUCUGCUUACAUUCUGGAAAGCCAAAGCCAGCUACCAUGCAGUGUUGUUCCAUCAUCCUCUCGCCCCACUGUUAUUAGCACAUGCCAUUUCUCCUCCCCCCAGUACUCUAAUUUAAAGAGCUUUCAUGUCUUCCACCCCAAGAACUGGUGCCACCUGACCAGAGAUAUUACUGCUUUGCUGACCUGUCAAUCCAAAGAUAGUGCUCCUGCCAGGUCAGGGCUUUCUGAACUACCACUGCCAGGCAAAGAACAACCAAUCCUGGUGUGCUUUUCGUGUUGCCUGUCAUUUAAGCACAUAAAUGCUUUUAGACUUCACAUCUCACAGCACCACAAUAUCCCGAUUACCACAGAGGAACAGCAGUUACUUACGCUCCCGCACACCUCUGCCAUCUUGCAUCCUGUUGGCCUCAGCGACCACUUACUCCUAAGCUUCCUAGAACCAAAAUUACCAACCACAAAGCCAGGGUGCAACAUGGCAAGCAUGCCAAGUCAGGAGGGCAGGGAGAACUUCCAGAUGUCUGAGCCAGGAUUCCCUCUUCAGCCCUCUCUACCCAGAGCCCCCCUUCCUACCUCUGUGCUGAGCCCUGCCAAAGACCAUUCAACCCUGGGCAGAGAGGGUCCACAGCUGAGCAUUGAUGGUGAUUUAGGAAAAGAAGGUAGAAGUAGCGAAGAAGGAGAGGAAAGCUCGAGUUCAUUGGUAGUUUCCACUGCAGAGGACGGUGCUAACAGUAUUAGCAGCAGUGGUAGCCAAGGGCACAUUAAUGAACCGGCUCUUUCAAACCAAAGCAACCCCAAAUCUCUUAACUCUGUCACAGUAGCAACCAGCUUUAUGAACAACACCAAAUCUCCUACAGACUCUGAGUUAGAGUGUGGAAGAAGCUUUAACUGCCACGGCCCUGCUCCCAUUUCCUCUACCGUGCAAACCUCAUCCACAGCCACUAUUCCAAAAGAGCUUGCCAACCAAGAGAGUGCGCUGGAAACAGAACCAAAUAAGCUGUCGGAGAAGGGCAGUGUCAUGGCAAAAGAACCAAAUGGCAAGCUGUGUGAUAAUAAACCAGCUCUCACUUACUCUGAUCUACCUAGUAACCAUAGCAAUUCCAAGUCACCCGGCAUCAUUCCACAACAGGCGAACAAAUCUUCACCUGAAGACGGCCAGGCAGAUGUGGGAAGAGGAAGUUUAUUGGCUGGGAGUGAUCUCGAUUUUGUCGUUGGGUGGGACAGCAACCAGGGAUCUUCUUAUUCUUUCUGUGCUCAAGUCCCCAUGACACACUCACGAAACUCCUGCAAGACUCUCAAGUGCCCCAAAUGCAACUGGCACUACAAGUACCAGCAGACUCUUGAGGCUCAUAUGAAGGAGAAACACCCAGACUCCGAUGAGGGUCAGUGUCCAUAUUGUGCCAGUGGGCAGGACCACCCACGACUGGCUCGAGGGGAGACAUACACCUGCGGGUACAAGCCUUUUCGAUGCCACGUGUGCCAAUAUUCCACCACCACCAAAGGCAAUCUGAGCAUCCACAUGCAGUCAGACAAACACCUCAACAAUAUGCAAAACUUGCAGGCGCAGACACGUUCAGAUGCUCCAACAGCCCAGCCAAACCACCUGCCUCACCCACACUCCACCCAGACCACCUCCCCAUCUCCUUCUAAACCACAGGGACGCGCAUCUUGGCGGUGUGAAGUUUGCGACUAUGAGACCAACGUAGCACGAAACCUUCGCAUACACAUGACCAGUGAGAAGCACACACACAACAUGCUGCUUCUGCAGCAGAACCUGGCCCACAUGCAGCGCCAGCACCAGCACCGGCAGAGUGCCCACGACCUCUACCAAUACAGCCAGUCCCAGAGCAGGCUGCCAAAUGCCGCUGCAGUCCAGUCAGCUGGUGAAGCCUUGCAAGAGAAGCUGACAGAAGAAGACCCUCCAGAGGCACUGUUUGAGUGUGCACUGUGUGGUCAUUUUUCCACAGACAGUCUGGGGUCUCUCAGUCAGCACCUGGCCGCACAGCGCUCGCUUCCCGAUGCUGACUGGAGAAGCACGACCGGCGAUGCCCAUCUUUGCCGGCUUUGCCAUUAUGUCACGCCCCUGCGGGCCAACUUUCAGCUGCACUGCCAAACCGACAAGCAUCUGCAGCGCUACCAGCUAGCGGCACACCUGCAAGAAGCUAGCAAACACCACAGAAACCCAGAGGAAGAGGAGGAAUGGCUGCUCAGGUGUGUUGCUGCUGGUGUCCAAGUGCAGCUAAGGUGUAAUGCAUGCAGUUAUGAGGCCAACAGUUUGGAGAAACUGAAACUUCACACCAUGAACAUGAGACACAAGGCCAGCGUCAAACUGUACAAGUACCUGCAGCAGUUUGACAGCGCCGUGUCUGAUGGUGGCGAGCUGUACUGUGUGCUGUGCGAUUACUCCACUCAGAACAGCCUCAGUCUGGUACAGCACUCCAAUUUGUUGAGUCACCAGCGAGUGGAGGAACUAGUGCGACUGCAGCGAAUCCAGAGCGGUCUCCAGGAUGAAGAGGAGGAGCUUAGUGCCAUCUUUAAGAUCAGAAAGAGUCAUGCUCAAGAUAGCGGAGACGUGACUGAGAUGGAGUCAUCCACCGAGAUGACCUCGGACCAAGAGGACCGGACCAAACACACAGGCAAAGAGGAGGAGAAAACAGAAACAGCUAUUCAUGUGGAAAAGAGACAGAAUGAGUCCUCCACCGUUCCCAAACGCCCCCGUUCUGCAUCUGAAGAUCUGGAGGACGCCAUACCAUCAAAGCUGCCUCGAGCACAGGAAGAGAUCUCCUCAGAACAGGUGCGGCAGUGCCCAUUCUGUCGAUUCAGUCAUGCUGAUCUCGGACGUCUGAGAAGCCACGUAAUGAUCCAGCAUGCUGUGCAGCCCACUCUCCGCUGCCCACUGUGCCAAGACACGCUGCGCAGUGUUGCUCUGAUGCGCUCUCACCUUACACACCUGCACAGCGUCACCGCAGACUGCACCCAGAAACUCAUCAACACGGUGAUUGCAUCAGAUGUGCUGCCAGAGAAGAUGUUCCUACCAAUGCAAGAUUCCAAUACCCAGCAAACAAAAGCAGAUUCUAGCUGUAAUGGAAUGAAAAGACCUGAUGAACAAAGUGAUGAUGAACAGGAGAAAGUGACUACAUGCCAACCAGAGAUAGCAAAAACACAAAAGCAGCCAUUGGAAGAUGCUGAAUCCACCAAGGAAAAUACCGCUGCAUUCCCUUGCUGGCAGAAGGGCUGUAACAAAGUCCUGACAUCAUCUACUGCCCUCCAGACACACUUCAACCAUUUUCACAGCCAGAAACUCCAAAUGCCGAUUUCAGAUCGCCACGUCUACAAAUACAGAUGCAAUCAGUGUAGCCUCGCCUUUAAGACCGCUGAAAAGCUGCAGUUGCAUUCUCAAUACCAUGCCAUCAGGGCUGCCACCAUGUGCUGCCUUUGUCAGCGCAGCUUUCGAACCGUACAGGCCCUGCAGAAGCACUUAGAGACUAGUCAUCUUGAGCUCAGUGAGAUCCAGCUGCAGCAACUCUGUGGCAGUCUUCUGUUGACCGAAGACCUCUUGGGCUCAGUAGACCAAGGGCUUGAGAAUGAACAGGGAUCUCCUGAGGAAGAGAAAGUAAAAGAAGAUCAAGAAAGUGACCAGGAAGAGAAAGUGAGCCCACCUGACAGUGGUUUAAGUUUAGCUCGAGAAGAUGCUGAACUUAAUCCAAAACCUUCUGUUCCACCUCUGAGAAAAUGCUCAAACCCUUCAACAGAGAAAUUUCUAGAUCCAUCAAGACCCUUUAAAUGUACAGUGUGCAAAGAAUCAUUUACUCAAAAGAACAUCCUCUUGGUGCACUAUAAUUCUGUCUCACACUUGCACAAAGUUAAGCGCUCAGUGCAGGAUUCCUCGGCUGCCCUGCCAGAGUCUGUCAGCAGCAGCACUGACCACAAACCCUUCAAGUGUAGCAUUUGCAAUGUAGCUUACAGCCAGAGCUCCACCUUAGAAAUUCACAUGCGAUCUGUCCUACACCAAACCAAAGCCCGUGCAGCCAAACAUGAUUCAUCUGGAACAAGCUCUACUACUGUUAAAUCUUUGCUACUUAAAGCAGCCUCGGAUAAUACAGCAGCCAGCUCCACUACAGCACUGAAGCCAUCAAAUGACACAAACAAUGUGAGUUGCACUUCCUCAAGUAUUGAUCAGCUUUAUUUAAAAAACCAACAGAGCACUGAACUCAGUGUUGUAUCAUCGAGCCAAACCAGUCAUUCUUCACAUUCUGAAGAGAGUAAGAGGAAACAAAUGGUGGACGCAAUGGCUUUAACAACAACGGCGCAUCGGCAUAAGUUGUUACAACAGCAGCAAUUACAGCAACAGCAGUUAGCACAGGCCCAAGCUCAAAUCCAACAGGAACUCCAAAAGAAAGCAGCCAUUCUUCAGUCUCAUUUGUUCAACCCAGCACUUCUUCACCACUUUCCCAUCUCAGCAGAUGCUCUCCUUCCACUCCAGCAGCAACAGCAGAUGCUUCUUCCUUUUCUAAUCCCAGGAGGGGAAUUCCAAAUUAGCCCUGAGCUGAACCUAAAAGGCUCAGGAAUGAACCUAAACACAACAAAGCCUAUAGCACCUGAAAAUUGUCCUGAGCCAUCCCAGCAGGGUAUCUCUAUCUCUUCUUGUAAACAGCCAUCAAAAGGAGAUGCGGUCUUUACUUCUCACCAGUCUAUGUCACCAGCAUCUGAGGAGAAUGCCUCUAUCCUUCAGAAAGCUGAUGAAAAGAUAUUGACCUCCGAUGCUCAGCGUACCAAAGGCAUGGAUGGACAAAAUAAUUGUAAAGAAACAAGACAGAUGCAUACAGCAACUUCUAAAGAUAACUUAGAAACAUUCAAAGAACAAGAUGAGGUUGAGGAAGAGGUUUCAAAUAGUGGGAAAAUAUUUACAGAGAUAAUUCCACCAAGGGUUUCUCAUGAUGCACCUGGAAAUGUUUCAAAAGCAUUGUUGGAGAAUAUAGGAUUUGAGUUAGUCAUGCAUUUUAAUGAAAAUAAACAACAGUAUGAGAAAGAUCAGGCUGAUGUUGUACCCAGUGAAGAUACAAAGGUUAACACUGAAGAGGUAUAUAAAUCAGAGACUUCUAGCAAGCUAGAGUGUGAAUUCUGUGGAAAGCUUUUUUCGAACGCAUUGAUACUUAAGAGCCAUAAAGAGCAUAUCCACCAAUCCAUUUUCCCAAUACAGUCAUUAGAAAAAUUUGCCAAAGACUACAGGGAGCAAUAUGACAAGCUUUUUCCUUUUAGACCCGAAACUUCUGCAGCUUCUCCCUCGCUGGCAACCCCAGCUUCACCUCCACCUCCUCUAACUGAGCAAACUCAGCAGAAACCAGUGCCAUGCAGUUCUACUUCCACAACCACAGUUACUUCCCCUACUGUCUCCACUUCCCAGGUCCCACUUGCACCAAUUCCCUUGCCUAUUGACUUGACACUUUUCUCACCUCUCAUGAUGCAUCCAAUGCCAUUGCAGACUUUGCCCCCUCAACUGUCUGUACAUUUGCCACCUGUUGAGGCCGGUCUUACUCCUGAUUUAGCCCAGCUUUAUCAUCAGCAGUUAAACCCCUCUUUGAUGCAGCAGCAAGGUAAAAGACCUCGAACCAGAAUCACAGACGAUCAACUGAGAGUUUUACGGCAGUACUUUGACAUUAAUAACUCCCCAAAUGAGGAUCAACUUCAAGAAAUGGCCAACAAAUCCGGCUUGCCAAAUAAAGUUAUAAAGCACUGGUUUAGAAACACACUGUUUAAGGAGCGUCAACGCAACAAGGAUUCUCCAUACAACUUUAAUAACCCACCUAUAACAACACUGGAAGAAUUCAAGGUGGAUUCUAGACCAUCCUCACCUGAGCCUCCAAAACAGGAGUUUUCUGGAGGAAAGAGGUUGUCAAGGACCAGGUUUAGUGAUUACCAGCUUAGGGUUCUUCAAGAUUUUUUUGAUGCAAAUGCUUACCCUAAGGAUGAUGAAUUUGAGCAACUUUCAAACCUUCUCAAUCUUCCAACACGUGUCAUUGUGGUGUGGUUUCAGAAUGCCCGUCAGAAAGCUAAAAAGAACUAUGAGAACCAAGCUGAGGGCGGAAAAGACACAGAACACAGAGAGCUUUCUAAUGACCAUUAUAUUUGUACCCCCAAUGGUAACUAUGAGUGUAAGAAAUGCAGUAUGAUGUUUCAACGCAUUUUUGAUCUUAUUAGUCAUCAAAAGAAGGUGUGCUUUAAAGAUGAGGAUGAGGACAUUUGCAGCAGUCAAAAUGAGCUUUUGAUGGAUGCAAAAUCUCAGAGUGCACCUGACUCCUCAAGCUCUAAUCCAACACCCACCAGUUUCAGUUUUUCUAACGAUACUGACAUAGAUGUAAACACAGAGGAGACGUCUACUAAUAAAGACGAGUUAGACCAUGACAUCCUCUCUGACCCUCUUACUGAAGAUCGAAAACAAAUGACAGAAACAUCUCAUUCUCCACAGAAUGAUGAGUCAAGUAAAGAGUCAAAGGAUCCUGAUGAAAUUAAGCAACAGACUAGUACUAAAGCUUCUUCCCCAUCUCCACUCCAGCAAUUCCAGCAAUCUAACCCACCUAUGGCCCAGACAAGCCAAGCUGAACCACAAAGUCCUCAAAUGACUGUAACAAGUCCUUCCUCUCUGCAUCAACACCCAAGUCCAUCACAGCAGAUGACUCCAUAUCACUGUAUUCAGUGCAAAUUAAGUUUUCCCUCUUUUGAACAUUGGCAAGAACAUCAGCAAAUGCACUUUCUUGUGGCACAAAAUCAUUUUGUCCAUUCACAGUUUUUAGAUCGCCCCAUGGAUAUCCCUCUUAUGCUUUUUGAUUCAACCAAUCCUCUGGUGGCUAGACAAGUACUUUCUGGAGCUUUUCCACAGAUCCCAGUCAAUUCUCCUACAAUUGCUAUUCCUGACUCAACCAUAAAUUCAUUAAAAAGGAAGCUUGAGCAGAAAUCUGAAACCAAUUCUGUAGAAAAUGACUGGGAGAACAAUAAUGAUGAUUCUCAGCGGGACAAGCGCAUGAGAACCACUAUCACCCCAGAGCAGCUGGAGAUCUUAUACCAGAAAUACGUCUUGGAUUCCAAUCCCACACGGCAAAUGCUUGACAACAUUUCACAGGAGGUGGGUCUCAAGAAACGAGUUGUUCAAGUAUGGUUCCAGAACACUCGAGCUCGUGAAAGAAAAGGUCAUUUUCGUGCUAUGGGUCCAGUUCAGGCCCAUCGACGAUGUCCAUUCUGUCGUGCACUCUUUAAGGCCCAAACUGCCCUUGAUGCUCACAUACGUUCACGUCAUUGGCACGAAGCACAGAAUGCGGGAUACAGCAUGGAAGUAUCAGGAAUGACUCAUGACUUAGAAGGCUCUCAUAUGAAAAUGGAUAUGUUAAAUAUUUCCAAUUUUUCACAGUUGGCAAACUCAGAAGAGAGUUUAAAUGGCUCUGAUUCACCAGCUAGUAAGAGUAUAGGUCUGUUGUCAAACCAGCAACAUCCUUGUCCAAAAACGUUGAAGAGUGAUGGAAUGGAUAACGUUGAAGGUGUAGCCCAACAGUCACUGGACUGUGGCAAGCUAGAUAACCUUAGGGAUACUUUAAUGGACACAGCCCCUAUUGGAACCACAGCUAAUGAUGAAAAUGACUUUGAGGAAAAGCACAAUAGCACAGAUCACUUAGCCAGUAGUUCUGAUAGAGAGGCUUCUUUAGAAAAUGAAGACAAGAUGUCCUCUGGGCUUGUUAGUCCUGCAAUGAGUUUCAAUGCUAAGGAUUAUGAUAAUGAUUUGGUCUUGGAUUACAGUGAAGACUCAAGUUUAGCUGAUCCUGCCUCCCCCUGUCCUGGAGGAUCCAACAGUCAAAGCAUAGAUGCUGACAGAUUUGGUCAAAAGCGGUAUCGCACUCAACUUUGCAACCUGCAAGUGAAAGUUCUCAAAGCCUGCUUCAGCGACUACAAAACCCCCACUAUGUUGGAGUGUGAAGCUUUGGGAAAUGACAUCGGGCUUCCCAAAAGGGUCGUUCAGGUGUGGUUUCAAAAUGCACGCGCCAAGGGAAAAAAGGCCAAGCUUAGCCUAGCCAAGCAGUUUGGUACUGAAAGCACAUGCACUGACAGACCCAAGACAGAAUGUACUCUGUGCUGUGUUAAGUACAGCAGUUGUCUCUCUGUGCGAGACCAUGUCUUCUCCCAGCAGCACCUGGAAAAAGUCAAAGAGGCUCUUGGAGGACAGUUGGACAGAGAAAGGGAAUAUGUAGACGUUCAUCCAGUAAUGAGUCAAGAAGAGAUGGAUCAUCUAAAUAAGGCAAGUGAGGCCCUGGCGGUAGCCAAAGCUCGACCUGCAGAGAGUUCCGGGAGCUUCAGUAACCUCACCUCUCAGUGUUUAAAUUUAACCAUGGCUGGUUUACAUGGGGAUGGCAGCAAAUCUGUGGCAAACUUCUCUUCAAAAAAGUCAGAUCCCAGUGAUCCCUCUUCAAAUGGACCGAUGGGCAAACCCAGUACAUCUUCCUCUUUGUCAACUACAACUGACAAAUCUUCAGCCAGCACAACCGACACUGUUAUAACCCCAAAGCAUUCACUGUCUGACCCAAAACCCCAGUUUUCCAAAGAAAGCAUUUGUGAAAAGAAUACUAAUCUAUCCAAAAAUCUCAAUUUGGCAUCUGCUAAAAGUGCUACAUAUUUAAACACCUGCAUCACUAAGGAAAAGCAAGACUCCUUGGGAUCAGCUGCAUCUACACCAAAACAUGGUAAGGCAUAUACCAUGGAACCAGCCCAGUUACAGGCUCUCCAAGCAGCAGGGACCACAGAUCCCACUUCCCUACUUUCCAAUCCCCUCCUGUCCUGUCUUAUGCCAGGAUUCCCCCAAAUCUUUCCUCCACAGAUCCCAGCUGCCCUUACCGGAAGCUUUCUGCAGCCCAUGUUUGGUAUGGAAGGCAUGUUUCAAUAUGGCUCAGUCUUUCCACAGGCUCUAAUGGGUCUGUCCCCAGGCUCUGUUCUCCAACAGUAUCAGCACAAUUUGCAGGGUGCACUGAUGCAUCAUAGGCUGCAACUCCAACAAAAACAACUACUACAACAACAGCAACCACAGAAACCCAAAGUUAGUCAAACAUCUGCUUCAGCAUAUUCUCAGGACAUGGCUCAUAACAAAGGGCUUGUCUUGAAUUUAUCCAAAUCUGAAGAGAAGCAAGGCACUUCAGAUGGAAGUUCUUCUUCUUUCUUGUCUGGCACCAAACCGAUAAAUAAUAGCUUCCUCCUUGGCCAGUGCAUCGUCUCCAAAGGAACGUGCAAAGAGAAAGGCAAGGAUAUUUGUCUGUAUAACUGCCUUGCCUGCGAGAUCUCUCUCACGGGAAAUGAAGAGCUUAUGCAGCACCUGGAGAACCCUCAGCACAAACAAAGAGCAGCAGAGCACCUAAAUGCCAAAGAGCAUGCCUCUCGCCUCUUACCUCACGUUAGUUCUUCAUCUACCUCACAGCCAAAUCCACCCAGCAAACAGAUGUCCCCUUCAAUAUCCCAGCCCAAGCAGUCUGCUCCAGAGAGUCCCUCUGACAACUCCUGAAUCUCCAAACCAACAGAUUGCUCAUAAAGCCCUUCAGUCGGUCAGCGUUCCCGGAUUCCAUCGACCUCUACAGCUUUAUCUGGGACUGCACAAUGUUUUUGUGCUCCAGUUAUUCUUUUACAGGUUUCCUUGCUCUUAACUGUUACCUCAUGCCUAAAUGGCCAUAUGAAUUUAAAACCAAUAGACUCCUCACAUGGGAGUUAUAAGAAUAAUGGGUCAGCAGAGGAGUCCAAAGUUCCCAAAUGGUAAACUGGAAAUAAAGGCUGGAUUCUGACUGUUGCAGAUGUAGCUGUGAUUUGCCUGCCAUUCUGCAGACUCCAUUGUAUUGUUACAAAGGACAAGGACCAAAAGAGAAAACCUAUGGUGAUGGAAGACAUUGGUCUUCUAAAGAGAAAACAUGAAAUAAAAACGUAGUGUUAGUUUUAAAGACGUUUGAAUGGAUUGAGUCCUGUGGGAUACACCUUGCAUUUCCAAUGCUUGUAACCAAAAAACUGUCAAUAGAAUGUUUUCUCUUGUCAAUAUGCUGGUCAGUUUAAACUUGAGUAUAUGUAUACACUGUUUGGAACUAAAGUGUGCACACCUAAGGACUGGACUGAAACCUAAGAUGGUUUUAUUAUUACCUAAUAACUAACUAACCAAAAG
Molecule: messenger RNA, 10637 nt
Organism: Trichomycterus rosablanca
Lineage: Eukaryota; Metazoa; Chordata; Actinopteri; Siluriformes; Trichomycteridae
Gene: zfhx3a
Product: zinc finger homeobox 3a
Biological process (GO): regulation of neuron differentiation; regulation of transcription by RNA polymerase II
Cellular component (GO): nucleus
Molecular function (GO): DNA-binding transcription factor activity, RNA polymerase II-specific; RNA polymerase II cis-regulatory region sequence-specific DNA binding; zinc ion binding
Source: RefSeq, a predicted model, not a curated record